CAGCGUCUUGACCGGCGCCACUCAUGUCCGGCUCCUUAAUCUUACAGCCUGAUUUCUGCUCUGCGCAAGUAAGGAUUCAUGCUGGGCCACUUCACGGGGGAGAUCACAUCGUUCGGCAACGUCGCAGCGGGUGACAGACAACCUACGCGAAAGCGACACCGCGCGCGCCACACCAAGUCUCGUCGCGGAUGCUUCUCCUGCAAACUACGCAGGGUCAAAUGUGAUGAAGUGCAGCCAGUCUGCGGUGCCUGCUCCUUCCGAGAGGAGACAUGCUCCUAUCCUGACGAGCCAACCAUCUCGACGAGAACCGCCCAAUCCCCCGCAAAAAGACAUAGAGCACGAACUGAAUGCAGUCGCUCAACUGAGCGCAAUCCGCUGGACAUCAAUUUGGCGCUGUCUGCCGGCUUUCCAGCGCCGUCACCAGAGGACUUCUUGGCCAUGGACAACCUCCGCUUGGUCCAAUUCUACCACAUGUACACAGGCUCGCAGAUGACCCCGCAUCCGAAACGAACUCUUAUCUGGCAGCGCAUUCUGCCCAUAAUAGCCGGGGAGAAUAGAUUCGUCAUGCACCUGCUUCUCUCAGUGGGCGGUAUUCAUAUGAUGAUAACUCAACAAACGAAGCGUAGCAACAAACCAGCACCGCGACAGUCAGAAAGUGUGGAACUGAGAGUGGUCCUGGAACACUAUCAGCGCGGACUACAGAGCUUCCGAGAUGAAGUGUCUCAGAUCUCCGAAUCCAAUGCUGAAGCGAUCUUUGCGGGCUCUAUGCUUCUGAUUGCUUUCGCCUACGCGUCUCUGCAGAUUCCCGAACUAAACCCACCACCAACAAUGACCGAGCUACUACUAAGCCUUUCGCCUCAGCUCAGCUGGCUGCACCUCGUCCGGGGGAUACCGACGGUGAUGGGCGGCCAGUGGGUUGUCUUGAAAGCGAGUCGGCUCCGGCCCAUGAUGCUCUUUCCGGAUGAUGAAUUUUGGAAAGUCCUACCUUGCGUCCCAAACUUGUCACGACUCGGAAGCUGUUCGCCUCGUAUAUUGGCAUUUGCGCAAGGCGCAAACGAUGCAAUAGCCAGUCUGAAGGCCACCAGGACAUUAUCCGGGUUUACAAACGUUAACAGUGUUGAUAGCCUCGACUCCCCACAUUCAGCUUCCUCUUCGACGACGUCGGAUGACGUUUUGGAUAUGUUAUCAAGGACUAUUGGGACCUUGGAAGACACGUAUGAACGCAUUUUUGCAGCCUUUCAUUGUUCGAUCAGCGAGCAAGGCGACCCGGAAGAUGCCGAUAUCCAGGCCAAUUUAGAAGAGGCGGCAAUACUAUCCUGGCCCAUAAAGAUUUCUAGCGACUUCCUCACCGUGCUGGAAACAACGGAUCCAUUAAGCUCUCUUUGGCGGUGUUCUUUGGUGAUCAUCGCCCAUUUCUAUGUUGCUAAUACCUUGCUUGACACCUGGUAUAUGCAUCAGUCCUUUGAGGGCGAGAUCCUUAAGAUCAAUGACCUCAUACGCGCAACAGGUGACGUUGAGUCGGUUCGACUCAUGCAAUGGCCCGUUCAAGUCGUGAGCUUAUGA
Aspergillus homomorphus CBS 101889 is the source of this 1563-nucleotide messenger RNA. Its product is annotated as Zn(II)2Cys6 transcription factor. The transcript has 3 exons. The record is from RefSeq and is a predicted model, not a curated record. Gene Ontology annotation, biological process: regulation of transcription by RNA polymerase II. NCBI's taxonomy places the organism in Eukaryota, Fungi, Ascomycota, Eurotiomycetes, Eurotiales, Aspergillaceae. Bases 79 to 1563 code for a protein of 494 amino acids. Gene Ontology annotation, molecular function: DNA-binding transcription factor activity, RNA polymerase II-specific; zinc ion binding.